Penicillium bovifimosum is the source of this 1488-nucleotide messenger RNA. RefSeq names its product putative tRNA methyltransferase (gene trm82). The transcript has 3 exons. Lineage: Eukaryota; Fungi; Ascomycota; Eurotiomycetes; Eurotiales; Aspergillaceae. Gene Ontology annotation, cellular component: tRNA methyltransferase complex; cytosol; nucleus. Gene Ontology annotation, molecular function: protein binding; tRNA (guanine(46)-N7)-methyltransferase activity. Bases 1 to 1488 code for a protein of 495 amino acids. Gene Ontology annotation, biological process: RNA (guanine-N7)-methylation. The record is from RefSeq and is a predicted model, not a curated record.
AUGGCUGGUCUCCAACACCCAUUCCAUUGUCUACGCUAUGUCAACCGGCAGUCAACAGGCCAAUCAGACGUUGUUAUUGCAACUGCUGGUCGCAAUCUCUACUCUUACAAUGCGUCCAAUGGUCAGCGCCUGGAUGUGUGGCCUCAAGUAGAUGCCAGUGCGGAGGAUAAGACCGCCGAUGCAGCUCCCGCAUCUGAGAGCGAAAGCCAAGGCCCACCAGAGAAGCGCAGAAAGUUGUCUUCGCACGAGGAUCAGAAAGAUGGCGAGAAGGAACCCAAGUCUAAAGAUUCGGGCAAAAAAGAAGCCUCCAACUCUUGGACGAACAUUCCUCUCUUGACUAUUGCCCAGGGCAAAUAUGUAAUUAUCAUGACCUCCGAAGACAAAUGUGUUCGGGUCAUGAAUUUGGACAACGAUGGCAAGCUCAAGCAACUAAGUGCGCGUACAAUGCCCAAGAAACUCUCUGCACUCACUCUGACACCUGAUGAGAAGAAUAUCUUGUGUUGUGACAAAUUUGGAGAUGUGUACACUUUCCCUGUCAUUCCAAGCGGAGAAUACGUGAAGCCUCAGCCGAAGGCGAAGCCAUAUGAACCUGCUGCUACAAAUCUCACUGUGCACACCAAACGCAAUCUUGAAUCUUUGGAGCAACAGAUGCGACAGGCUGCAUUGUCGAAGACCAAUCAAGAAGAACGAGUUGUACUCAAUUUUGAACAUCAACUUAUUAUCGGUCAUGUUUCGUUGUUGACGGAUGUCAUUUCCGUCGCCCGCCCUGCGGAUUCGACCGUUGGCCAACGGACCUACAUUCUGACUGCGGAUCGUGAUGAGCACAUCCGUGUGUCUCGUGGUCUUCCCCAAGCACAUGUAAUUGAGCAGUUCUGCUUUGGCCACAGUUCAUUCGUCAGCAAGCUUUGCAUCCCUUCGUGGGAUCCCACGGUUCUCAUCUCAGGUGGUGGCGACAACUAUCUGCUUGUGUGGAACUGGCUUGAGAACCAGAUAUUGCAGAAGGUCGAGCUGCCUGGAUCGCAAGGAGAGACAACUGUGAGCGGCAUUUGGGAUGUUUCUCUCGGACCCACGGCAGACAGUGCCGAAGCGACGAAUACCAUCUUCGUUGCACGUGAAGGGUCUUCACAGCUUCUUUGCUACACCGUCGCAAAUGACAACACCAUAUCCCAACAAGAUACCCUCCAGCUGUCAGGAAACGUCAUUGAUUUGACUGGCAUCGACUCCAAGGGCUCCAUUCUCGUUUCUGUGGAUACCUUGCGAGAAUCCGAGUCGACGAGUGCUUGGAGGUCGUCUUCUGGAACUCUUCUUGAAACUUUCCGGUUCACUUCCGGAAAAUGGACCCCUGUAGAGGACUCAAUGGUGCUCAAAAUCAAUUCUGAGGGUACCGAAAGUCUCCCUGCGUCAUUGGAGGAGAAGCAGAAGAAAGAGCUCAAUGAGACGAUCUACAGCUUGGGCAACCUGCGGAAGAGAGGGGACGGUGACGAGUAA